AUAAAAUGUGCGUGCUUAGAUUUAUUUUAAAAAUAAUAAAAAAGAAAGUACUCCAAGUCAACAGUCUCCAUCGAUUUUCUAAGUACAAAAGAAACUUAAACAUAAAUUAGUGGAAAUAGUGGUGUAAUUUUCUUAAUGGUGCGAAUUAGUAUCGAUCUAAUUUAGUUUUUGCCGCAUAACGAUGAAAAUAGAAAUUCUCUGAUGUCGAGAACUAUUCAGACUGUAACGAAAUGGUUGCCUGUAGAUGUAAAAGGGUCAGAAACUGUUUUUCAAGAUUGUAGAGAUUUGAAAAAAACUUCCAAGAAUUUGUUGUUACGAAUUUGUGUGCUUUUGGAAAAUUUGAGGAAGAAAUACAACACGAAAAUGUAUCACAAUUGUAUGCAAAACGAGCUCAAUAUUCAAGAGUUGGAAGAUAUUAAACUAACAAUGGAUGUUAUGGUUACGAACUUUAACCUCGUGUUCCAAAAACUUAAUUUUGAAAGCACCUCUACAGUGAUUACUGAACGAAUAAGGCUAUGGAAAGACUCUCUAUGGAAAACCAAACUGAAAAUUUGUUACUUCAUUCAAGAGUUAAUUAACGAAAUCGCAUACUUAUUCAUCUACUAUGGAGAGAAUUUAUUAAUUCUGACUUUACGGAUAUCCACAGCGUACAACAAUCUCUUUUCUAUCGAUAGCAAAUUCGGCAUUCCUAAAAACAUGAGCAUAUGCAACAACUCCUGCCCCUAUUUAUUUUUUCCUUUACGAAAAAUCUCGGUCGCUAGAUUGCUCCAAAUCAUCUCCAGCAACAGAGCGGAAUUGUGCUGUCACAAACUAAUCGACUGUCUCCUAGAAACUUACAAGUUAUACGAAACCACCGACGACGAUAACGGCUCAGAUAACUCAAGUUUCGAAAUUUACAGAGCUCUAACUAAACACAUGUCACCUCCAGACCCUUCAGAACUCGCCACUAAAAACAAAGUUCUAAAUUUCGAUAACGGCAGCAACAACGAAACUUUCCUAAGCAUCGAAGAACUAAUAGCAUACGAAGAAAAAAACGUCUUAGAUUUGCUAGAGAUGAUCUUAAAAGUGUCUCCCGCCAUGCUGGGAAACGACGGAAUAAAAAAAUCUAAAAGCAGUGGUGCCCCUAAAGUUAGCACGAAAGCUCGAGAGAAGGUUCUGGAUUAUUACGAACAAAUCUUGUGGGGUGAGGUCGGGAAUUUUUUAGAACACAUUAUACUCUGGUGGGCUUCCAGUCCCUUGUCGGCUCGUCCUCCACACAGUAGCCAACACUUGAGAGAGUGGAUAACUCAGUUUAUACCAACAGCUGAAGUACCAGCGAUGGUUUUGUCGGCUUUGACGAGUCUAGCUGAUGCUUUGGGGGUUCACGUAACGUUGACUUCCUGGGACCAACAUUUUCGAUUAGCGUUAGUGGCUUCUAAGUCCGUGUACAAUGCAGACACGGGGAAGUUGUUUUGUAAUGUUUUGCAAGAUCUAGUGAUGUUGUGUAACCAGUGUGAGAUUACUCCGGAUUGGAUUAUUGGGGCGCCUUUGGAGGAGUUGCCUUUAGUGGAACAAAUUCCGGUCUUGCAUAGGCUAGAUCACUCCAUACACACUACGAGACUCUGGGCUGCUAGUGAAACUAAAAAAAUUGCAAACAACUGGAACGUCGACGCUUUUUUUAUGAUCACUCAUAGUGAUAUUGUUAGUUGUUUGGGUCAGUUGAACUCGCUACGUUUCGCUGACCAUAGUGUAAAAAUUGAAAAGGGUGGUUUAGGGGUGCACGUGCAAGUUUGUACUUUAAUGAGGGCUAAGCUAGUUUCCGAAGUUAGUGAAAAUAUAAGUAAGCUGAAGGAUACUCCAAAUGAAUGUGUUAAGAAUCUGGCCAGUAUUUGCAGGACUAUUAGUUUAGCAAAUCUGCAAAUGAUAUUUCCUGAAAAUUUUUACUGGAGGAAGGUUUCGACGCAGCUUCCAGAUAAGCAGAGCUCAUAUGUUGAUAAGUAUUUAGACCGAAUUCUCACUCCGAUUUUAAUCGCCACUGAGGACCAUCUAAUCAGCAACAUGAUCCUUCAGAUUAUGUGCGAGUCCUGGCUGGACCACAUUUACAUGAACAAAAUAAAGUUUUCACAACAUGGCGCUUGUCAACUACUUUGUGACUUCGGCUACGUCGAAACUUGGUUGACGAACUGUUCAGUCAUCAGCCAAACAAUGCGAAAGAAAAUGGUAAAAAACGAAGUGUUGAGAAGGUGCGAGGGCGUGGGUCGUCUGCUCCUGCGAUGUCCUGGCGAACAAAUCAAGAUGGUGGACAAGAACAAAAAAAUCGUUGUAGAAAGCAGCAAUUCGCCCCCCGCUGAAAAAAACGAGCUCAUGCCAGCCGAGAUGUACGUACCCAAUCAGGAGCAGUGGCUGGAACUGCGAGCUAUGAAAAAACGCAACUUGUUCGCCACGUCCCUGUGUUGUGGAAAAUUCUAA
Molecule: messenger RNA, 2448 nt
Organism: Zophobas morio
Lineage: Eukaryota; Metazoa; Arthropoda; Insecta; Coleoptera; Tenebrionidae
Exons: 7
Coding region: 202-2448 (748 amino acids)
Source: RefSeq, a predicted model, not a curated record